UGUUUCCCGAGCUGGCAAGAAAAGACACAGAGUUGCGAUCUUUUUCUGUGACUCUUAUCUCGCUUUUCUGUGUUCAGUUUUUAGAAAAGCAGUUACCGAUUUUUAUUGUCAGUGUUUUUUUUAGUAGAAAGGGUUCCAUUUUCCUACGGAGAAACUUUCCAAAGGAGUGACAACGAGCGAGGUUUGAGGAGGUGUAUGUCAGGAUGGCCCAGUGGAACCAGUUACAGCAGCUGGAGACCAGGUAUCUGGAGCAGCUCUACCACUUGUACAGUGACAGCUUCCCUAUGGAGCUACGCCAGUUUCUUGCCCCCUGGAUUGAGAGCCAGGACUGGGCUUACGCUGCCAAUAAGGAGUCACAUGCCACACUGGUUUUCCAUAACCUCUUGGGAGAGAUUGACCAGCAGUAUAGCCGUUUCCUGCAGGAGAACAAUGUACUCUACCAGCAUAACCUGCGCAGGAUUAAACAGCAUCUGCAGAGCAAAUACUUGGAGAAGCCGAUGGAUAUUGCCCGCAUCGUUGCCCGCUGCUUAUGGGAGGAGCAAAGGCUCCUGCAGACUGCCACAUCUGCUGCACAGGAUGGCCAGGCAGCCCAUCCCACUGGGACAGUAGUUACAGAGAAACAGCAGAUCCUGGAGCACAACCUUCAAGACAUCAGGAAGCGGGUGCAGGAUAUGGAACAGAAGAUGAAAAUGCUUGAAAACUUGCAGGAUGACUUUGACUUCAAUUAUAAGACAUUGAAAAGCCAAGGAGAGUUGUCCCAGGACCUAAAUGGAAAUAGCCAGGCAGCUGCUACAAGACAGAAGAUGGCUCAGCUUGAGCAGAUGCUGAGCGCCUUGGACCAGCUCAGGAGGCAAAUCGUGACAGAGAUGGGAGGUUUGCUAACCGCCAUGGAUUAUGUGCAGAAGAACUUGACAGAUGAAGAACUAGCAGACUGGAAGAGGAGACAGCAGAUUGCCUGUAUUGGAGGUCCACCUAACAUCUGCCUGGAUCGCCUAGAAACAUGGAUUACAUCCUUGGCUGAAUCCCAGCUCCAGAUUCGUCAGCAGAUCAAGAAGCUGGAGGAGCUUCAGCAGAAGGUGUCCUACAAAGGAGACCCCAUCAUUCAGCACCGUCCCGCCCUAGAGGAGAAGAUUGUGGACUUGUUCAGAAACCUGAUGAAGAGCGCUUUUGUGGUCGAAAGACAGCCUUGUAUGCCCAUGCAUCCAGACAGACCUCUGGUUAUCAAAACAGGAGUGCAGUUCACAAACAAAGUCAGGUUACUGGUUAAGUUUCCUGAACUCAAUUACCAGCUGAAAAUUAAAGUUUGCAUUGACAAAGAAUCUGGUGAUGUGGCUGCAAUUCGAGGGUCACGAAAGUUUAACAUCCUCGGUACCAACACAAAAGUUAUGAACAUGGAGGAAUCCAACAAUGGCAGCCUGUCAGCAGAGUUUAAACACUUGACCCUGAGGGAACAGAGGUGUGGUAAUGGUGGCCGGACUAAUAGUGAUGCCUCUCUGAUUGUCACAGAGGAGCUGCAUCUUAUCACUUUUGAGACAGAAGUCUAUCACCAGGGCCUAAAGAUAGACCUGGAGACUCAUUCCCUGCCUGUGGUAGUCAUUUCGAACAUCUGCCAGAUGCCCAACGCUUGGGCUUCCAUCCUGUGGUACAACAUGCUCACUAAUCACCCAAAGAAUGUAAACUUCUUCACCAAGCCUCCAGUGGGGACUUGGGACCAGGUGGCCGAGGUGCUAAGCUGGCAAUUCUCCUCCACUACCAAGAGAGGCCUGACCAUUGAACAGCUCACCACACUGGCUGAGAAGUUACUAGGCCCCUGUGUCAACUACUCUGGCUGUCAGAUCACUUGGGCCAAGUUCUGUAAGGAAAACAUGGCUGGUAAAGGCUUCUCCUUCUGGGUGUGGCUGGACAACAUCAUUGACCUGGUGAAGAAGUAUAUCCUGGCACUGUGGAACGAAGGGUAUAUCAUGGGUUUUAUCAGUAAGGAGAGGGAGAGGGCCAUUCUGAGUCCAAAGCCUCCUGGCACUUUUCUGCUGCGCUUCAGUGAGAGCAGCAAGGAGGGGGGCAUCACAUUUACAUGGGUAGAGAAAGACAUCAGUGGGAAGACCCAGAUUCAGUCAGUGGAGCCCUACACCAAGCAGCAGCUCAACAGCAUGUCUUUCGCCGACAUCAUCAUGGGCUACAAGAUUAUGGAUGCUACCAACAUCCUGGUCUCACCUCUUGUCUACCUCUACCCCGAUAUCCCCAAAGAGGAAGCUUUCGGGAAAUACUGCAGGCCAGAAGCAGCUCCGGAAACUGAGAUGGGAGGAGACUCUACGAGCACUAUUCAGCCAUAUUUGAAGACCAAGUUCAUCUGUGUUACACCGUGUCCCUCCGUGUUCAUGGACUUGCCGGACAGUGAGCUGCUUGGGAACGGAUUCCCAGGCACAAACUCUGGAAACACCAGUGAUCUGUUCCCCAUGUCGCCCCGCACCCUCGACUCUCUGAUGCACAAUGAAGCUGAAGCUAAUCCAGGACAUAUGGAUUCUCUCACCUUGGACAUGGAUGUAGCAUCGCCUCUGUGAAGAGAUUUGUAAAGUUUCUUCAGUUUAAUUCAUUCAUUCGUUGGGAUUUGAUAUUUUGCCGUGAUAGAGAAUUUUAUGAUGAUUUUCUCUUUGCCGCUGUACACUCGUUCAGCCUGUACAGUUGGUUUCUUGCUCCUGUGUCAAACUUUCACAUAGUAGGGAAUUGAAUGACUUUUGAAAGAUGUUCUUUUAAAAGGCAUUGCCACUUAUUUAGCCUUUGACUGUACACCUCUACUUAGUGUGUGAAUCUGUUGAUCGAUACUGACCUACUCACUGACCUUACGUUCAAUACUUCCCCAUCUUCAUUGAUGUUUUUAAGUACCCUUUAAGUGUCUGGAAUUGUAUAUUUUGAGAUCAUUGUAUUUUUUGUUAUUGACUCUUAAGAUGGUUAUGAAUUCAUGUGUUCUGUUUUUUGAAUAAGAACAUGUAAGGAGAAUAAUUAUUGUAUAAGCUAUGCCGCUUUGAAAAUGUACUUUGAUGAAUUUAUUUUGAUGUGUUUAAUGAUCUUUCUCAGUAUAUAUUGUUGCAUUUUUAAUCCCUGCCAAAUGUUAUUUCCCAGGUGUUCCAUAAUACCUUGGUUGCAUUUAAAAUGGUUUUUGUUUCGUUAUGGUUUUUAGAACAAACCUUAAUAUUUCCUAUAUUUUCAGAGCCUUUUGAAGCAUUUUGAAAUUGUACAGAGAAGGAAGGACGAGGAGUUUGACAUUUUUGAAGUUAUUUUCCCGUAAGCUUUCUUUCCCUUUAUAUAAUUGUGAGAAAUUACGUGAUAUAACUUGUAAAAAUGGUGCUCUGAAAACAGUUUUUUUUUUGGUCACUCCCCAAUAUAUAUCGUAAUUUGUGAUCAUGUGAAUUGCACUUGCUUUUGAAAGUAGCGUUAUGGUUUUUGUUUUUGCCUGAAUUCACCUGAUACGAUCAGAUAUGUAAUGUAAAUCAUUUUAUGAACAGUUUAUUUUAAGACAUAUUUGUUUAUCAAAAUAACCAUGGAUGUUUCAGAAAAAUAUUUCACUCUCGCAGAGUAUACACAAUAAGGUGGCUAGCAGGUGACUUUUAACAUUUCAUACAGUUGAGUAAACCCUGUCAUUUGACUUUAAUACAAGCCACGUUUGUCUGUCGAGCCAUGAAAUGUCAGGAGGUUUUCUGUAAAAUACACUGUAACUAUUCAGCAUUUGACAGAAGGCAAUAAAAACAAGUUGGCAGUAGUCAAAAGUA
Xiphias gladius (swordfish) is the source of this 3764-nucleotide messenger RNA. It is a transcript of the gene stat3, whose product is annotated as signal transducer and activator of transcription 3 (acute-phase response factor). Lineage: Eukaryota; Metazoa; Chordata; Actinopteri; Istiophoriformes; Xiphiidae. Gene Ontology annotation, molecular function: DNA-binding transcription factor activity, RNA polymerase II-specific; RNA polymerase II cis-regulatory region sequence-specific DNA binding. Bases 204 to 2558 code for a protein of 784 amino acids. The transcript is spliced from 24 exons. Gene Ontology annotation, biological process: defense response; cell surface receptor signaling pathway via JAK-STAT; response to peptide hormone. The record is from RefSeq and is a predicted model, not a curated record.